Messenger RNA from Mytilus trossulus (common blue mussel), 6823 nucleotides. RefSeq names its product Na(+)/H(+) exchanger beta-like. Bases 100 to 2688 code for a protein of 862 amino acids. The record is from RefSeq and is a predicted model, not a curated record. Gene Ontology annotation, molecular function: sodium:proton antiporter activity; potassium:proton antiporter activity. Gene Ontology annotation, cellular component: plasma membrane. NCBI's taxonomy places the organism in Eukaryota, Metazoa, Mollusca, Bivalvia, Mytilida, Mytilidae. The transcript has 23 exons. Gene Ontology annotation, biological process: proton transmembrane transport; sodium ion import across plasma membrane; regulation of intracellular pH.
GCUAAAUUUCUUUUCAGACAUGAAUCUUAAUAUGUGAAGGAAUAAUUUGACAGUUAGUUAGAUUUAGAAUACUACAUCCUAGUAAGCCAAGAACUAAUCAUGGAGAACAUAAAAACGUUAACAUCUUUGAUCUUCAUUUGGACAUUGUCUUUCUCUCUGUGUGUUUGUAAUACUGGAGGAGGAGUUAACCACCAUCUCAAGCACAACGCAGAUAAUAGUAGUACCAAAAGUAACAAUACACCUCACGAUGGAAACAAAACAGAUCAUCAUGUCCAUGGUCAUAUUCAUGGUGUAGAAAUCGCUGAAUGGAAAUUUGAUGAGUUACGAGAGCCUUUCAUUUUUACCAUUGUUGUUUUAUUAGCUGGACUCAGCAAAAUUGGCUUCCAUUAUACAGACAAGUUAUCAUCCCAUGUUCCAGAAUCAUGUUUGCUAAUUGUUAUUGGAACAGCUUUUGGUGUUAUAUUUUUCUUGACUGGAAUUUCAGAAAAAUUGCCAGAAUUUUUUACACCAGAUACCUUCUUUCAUUUUCUUCUUCCACCUAUAAUUUUAGAAGCAGCCUUCAGUUUAUAUGACAGAACAUUUCUACAUAACUUAGGAAGUAUUCUCAUAUUUUCUGUGAUUGGAACAUGUUGUGCUGCUUUUACUAUAGGUUUAUGUUUGAUUGGUUUACAUAAAGCAGGUGCUAUGGAAGAUAUAGAUGUUACACCUAUACAACUGUUAGUCUUUAGUGCUCUAAUAGUAGCUGUAGACCCUGUCGCAGUGUUAGCUGUAUUUAAUGAAGUUGGUGUAAAUAGAGUUUUAUACUUCCUUGUCUUUGGUGAAUCUUUGUUAAAUGAUGGUGUGACCGUAGUGUUGUACAAUGUAUUACAGUCUUAUAACAGUAUAGCUUUACAAGGUGGAUCAAUCACUUAUAAGGAGGUGUUACUAGGAAUAUUGAAAUUUGUUGUUGUAUGUGUUGGUGGUCUUUCAAUAGGUGUGAUAUGUGGAAUACUAUCAUCCAUACUGACAAGGUUUACAGAUAAAGUUAAAGUUGUUGAACCUGUAGCCAUAUUUGGUAUGGCUUAUUUAGCCUUUAUUUUGGCAGAAAUGUUCCAUUUUUCAGGAAUUAUAAGCAUAAUAGCCUGUGGUUUAAUACAAGUAGCCUAUGCCUUUAACAACCUAAACAGGAAGUCCUGUACAGCAAUAAAAUACUUUACCAGAGUUAUGAGCUCAACGACAGAAAUUAUUAUUUUUAUGUUCCUUGGAUUGUUGUUAGUGAGAGAUAACCAUCGAUGGGAGACAGGGUUUAUUUUGUGGACAUUGUUUCUUUGUAUAAUUGUACGAUUCUUUUAUACAUAUUUAUUUUCACUAGCCAUAAAUAAAUUUGACCGUUCAAGAGUUAGAAGAAUUACGUUAGAUGAAAUGUUUAUCAUGAGUUAUGGAGGCUUGAGGGGUGCAGUGUGUUUUUCACUUGUUGCCUUAUUAAAACCAGAGGACUUUCCAACGGAAACCAAAAAUCUUUUUGUUACAACCACUCUCACUGUGAUCUUGUUCUCAGUAUUUGUUCAGGGUGCCACAAUCAAACCACUGGUGAACAAAUUAAGAGUUAAACUUGCUACCUAUGUUGAGCCUAAAAUGUAUGAUGAGUUGAAUUGUAAGGUAACAGAUCAUAUGAUGGCAGGAAUGGAAGAGGUAGUCGGACAUGAAGGCAACUUUUAUUUAAUGGAAAAAAUGAAAAGAUUUCAAGAUUUAUAUUUACGGAAGUAUUUACUAAAUGAUCCUGAAGGUUUUGAUCAAUCAGAGUUAUUACAGUAUUAUGAGAAAUUAGUCAUGAAAGAGCAUUACAGAAAUCUUCAUCUAUGUGGUGCCACAAAUAUGCCAGAUAAAUCAGAGGAUAUGCGUAAAAUAGAUAGUUCUGCCAUGUUACUGAAGUUAGCCAGUGGCACAGAUGCCGAGGAGCCUCAAGAGGAAGAGGAAGAAACAGGUGUAAGACUUAGAAUAAAAUCCAACGAUUCACCAACUCCAUCAGAUUUAAGAAAACUACUGGAAUCACAUGCUACUCAUAGUAGAAUGCCAAAAAUUGAAGUAGGCCAGAGAUUUUGUUCAGCGAUACCCCAAGGCAUGUUUGACAGAAAUAUGGCUAAACAUACCAAGUUCUCUAUGAUGCAGCAUUUACAAAAUAAAAGGUGUAGUAACAUGAGACUACAGAGAAUGAAAUCUAUCAGAACCAUGCCAGAGAGGGCAUUAUCCUGGUCGGAGGAAGACUCAGACAUUUGUUUUAGGAGAGGAAAUCAAACAAGGUUAGGUAAGCCCAAGGCCAGGUCAGCUACUGUAGACAUAUCUCCCACUGAUGAUAGACACAACAUUACAUCCCAAAUAUCUAAUGUAAUGGAUACUGUGUUUGAAGAAGAUGAGGUUGAAAACAGACCAUUAUUACAGAAAGGUUCCAGUCUUCCAGUAUAUGCUGAGGGAACCAGUAGUACAAAGGGUAUAACUGUCAUAUCACCUGAAGAAUUUGGAGACACAUUUUGUGUACCAAAUAAGAGUAAUGAGCCAGAAAAUGUACCUGCUGUAACUAAGGAUUCAGAUGAACCAACACCAGGUUCAGGUAUGCCAUCUGGAAGAAAAAACAGCAGCCAUGUUUUAAUAAGACAAGGUGCAAUGGAUGACAUUCCAAUGAAAAAGAUCAGUAGAUCAACAUCACAGUAAUAUCUCUUUUGUUGAUAUAUGAAUAUUACGAAAUAUUGAAAGAGAUAAAGUACUAUUUUUAUAGAGGGAUAUUUAUUUAUGUACUUAUUGCUGCCUUUGUUUUCUAUAUUACUGCCGUUGGCUGAUGACCACUAAUCAUGAUAUUCAUGAUUGUAACAGUGAUUGAAGCCAUACAUGUGUUAUGUCUUUCAUAGUUGUUAGCUUUUAUACUUAUUUUCACUCAUAAAAAUAUUUAAAUUGAAGUUUAACUUUUUAAACUCUUAAGAUGGUUUGAAAAUUUAAAAUGAAUAAAUAAAUAUUAAUAGCUGCAACAUGAACCAUCUUGCAGAAAGAAAUUUUAUGUCUGUGUAACUGUAAUAUUUUUUUAGAAGAAUGCUUUUGUUUGAAUGACUUUAUCUUAACCAUUUAAACUUGCUACCUCUACAUGCUUAUGUAAUAAUAGUUGUUAAACCACAAAGAAAAAUAGUAAGUGCUGUUUAUUUUGAUGAGACUUUCCUAUUUUGUGCAGAGUUUUCCAACAUAAAAACUGUGUAUUGAUUUAGGAUUGUACAUACACUUGUUGAUUCUGUGCAAUAAUUUAUGAACCUUUAAAUCAAUGCUUUUGAAAUUUUAAUAUGCUGUUUCUGAUAAACAAAAAUAUAGUCAAUGAAGAUAUUACUGAUUUUAUUGAUUUAAUAAUGAUACUAAUAAAAGUAGGAGAAUCACAAUUUGUUUUCAUCUAGGAAGCAUCUUGUUAACAAAUGAAUCAGAUAAUUUUAAUGAUUUGUUUUAGUUUUUAUGAAUGCUUGUUACCUAAAAAUCUAUUUCAGCAUUAAAAGUUAAUUUAAAUCAAAAUCUUUUUAUAUCAGCAAUUUUUUUUUAAUAGCAAUUUUGCUUUCUGUUUUAAAAUUAAAAAUGUUUUAUUAUUCAGUAGUAGAAUGAGUUUGUUAGCUUUUUUUUUUACAGUUUUAUUCAGUAUUCAUAGUUAGAUUUUUAGUAAAUAUUUUUAGCUUUUUUAUUAAACUUUUUUUGUCAUUACCUAAAAAUUGUAUGGAUAUAGAUACUAUUUAAAUAAGUAAUAUUGAAACAGGAAUGAAAAUUCCAUUCUUAAACCCUGAUACCCAAUUCAUUAAGAUUUAUUGGUGGAAAAUAGCUUAUAUUGUUAUGUGAAAUAAAAUGUGUGUUUUUUUUUAUAGUACAACGUUUACAAUAGGGGUAAUGUUAUUUUUAGUACAAUUUUAAUAUACUUUCAUAUUGUUUUUAUUACAGAGUGUUUUUAUUCUUUAAUUUGGUAUGUUAAAACAUUAUAUAAAUGAUGUUAACGUAUUUAUGUAUUCAGACAUUGUUGUUUCCGGUGAGAAAUUCUGCAGCAUUGUUUUUUUGAUGAGACAAAUACCAAACCUUAAACACUCUACAUCUCUUAUAUAUGAGUAUUACAUUUUAAAUACAAAACUGUUUACCAAAAAUAUAGAAAUCCUUUCCUAUAAUACGGGUAGUAGUAUAGUUCAAAUGUAUGUCCUUAAAGCAAUACUAAAUACAGGGUCCAUCAGAAGUAUGUUAAUUUGAAAUUAGUACCAAUCUGCAUAGGUCAAAAAGGUCUAUUAACUUAUGUAUAAAACAUAUAAAACAUGCUGUUUCUAACUGGAUUUUAUAUAUAAAAUCUUGUAAUUGAUUUGAGGUUAUACUGUAGGAGGGUGGACUUGCUGGUAGGUGGGCUCUCCAAACUUUGUUUGUGCAAACAUUUUAGUCAAUUCUUUUCAAAAGAGGUCAAGGUUGAUAUUGGUAUUUUCACGUUCUUCAUUAUGAAGAAUGGUCCACAUAAUCUGUAAUGUGCUUUAAUUUUAUAGAACCAUUGACUGAUUAUUUCAAUUUUUUGUUUCUGAAUACAAAAUGGAGGUCGAGUUUAAUCUUGACAAUAUCCUCUUAUAUAAUGUGUUCUGGCCCUUUUAAUUGCUCUAACAAUAACAAAAAUAAAUGUUAUGAAAACUGGAUUUGCUGCCAUCUUGACUGUCCAUUUAUUAGCAGCUGAGGCGCUUUAGUAUAAAAAGAAACUUGAGAAGCUUAAUAUUCAAAAUACAAAAUUUUCUGCCUAGCCUUAUAAUGGAAACAAAUUCCUCCAGCUUUAUAGUGUGGUAAUGUCAAAACUACACACUUAAACUAUGAUAAGGGUGAAAAGAAUCUUGAAAGGGUUUUUACUAGCUUUGCUGUACAGAGACAAUUGUUACACAAAAUUGACAUACUCACAAAGAAAUUGUGUUCUUAUAAAUAUAUUUUUCAUUUUUUAGCUAUUAAAAUUGUGUUUUUGUCACCUGUAUUUUUGUAUCAUUUAUUUUAUAUACAGAUCAUUUGUUAUUGUUGAUAGCAAUAAUUUUAUUGGAUGACCAAAAACAUUUUUAAUAAUUUUAUAAAUUUUGUCACAGUUAUUUUAUACUUUCCUUUGCUUUGAAUGGAUGUUUGUAGUCUUUUUAAAUAAUUAUAGCUUAGUCAUUUGUGGUCAUAUCACUUUGUUGGAUGAAAAUAAAGAAUGAAAACAAUGACAAAAAAGAAGAAAAGUAAUAAUUCAAUUGAAACACAUGUAAUUCUUUUCAAAGUCAAAUUAAACUUUAUCUGGAGAUCCUUAGGCAAGACAAGGCUGGUUGGGGCUUAUUGUUAUUAUUGGAGGAAGUUUUUCAGUUCACAUUCUCUUUAUUUUUAGCAUUAUUACUCACUGUUUUCAGAUGUAUUAGUUACUGAUAAUAACAACUAUGAUCUUGCAAACAGUUUGUUUAUUCACAAAAUUUCUAUGAAAAUAAACAUUAAAAACCUUUUCAUAGAAACCUGUACCAUAUUUGAGAUUUAAAGUUUGUUCUAGGAAAUCCUAAAAUUGGCAUGACAUAGCUAUAAUUUAUUGAUAUCAUUGCUACUGUUGGCAAAAAAAAGUGGUGAAAUAUACCAAAGGGAAAUUCUUGACUUCAAAUGAAGUAUUUUAUGAUCACUAUUAUGAUCUUGCAAAUAGUUUAUUUUGCUAUUUUUGAAACAGAUGGGUCACAAUUUAUGUUAAUUAUUCAAAAUUAGUAUACUUAUAGUAAAUUCUUAUAAGAACUAAAUUUAUUUACAUGUAACUGGAUUGAUGAUAAACUUCACAACUAAGUGAACCAGCAGUAGCAGAAUCAUUUCCCCAGUACAUGAAUAUAUGAUUUAUUUAUAAAUGUGUGCCUGGUAAACUGCAGGUGCAUAUGCAGAUAAAAUGAUUGUCAAAUAAGCUGUUGAAAUUGACAAUCUGAACUUAAGUAUAAUAACAUAUCAUAUACAAGUAAACUUCAAUGUAUUUUUUUAAAUAAAAUAUUAUGACUGUCUUACAAUUACACUGAAAGGCCUUUGACAUUGAUCUUUAAUUAUUGAUAUCAACACAGAGGCAUAUGUGUCACAAUCUGUAUACGAAUUUAGUCUUUCCAUAUUGUUAACCUUGUUUAAUUGUUAAGUUUUCUUAUUAGAAGUGAUAAUGUAAUAUAAUAAUUUAUAUGAUAGAAGAUAAGUUUAAGGAAUGCUGUUGUGUAAGUGAAUGAAUUCGUUUUGUAAGAUUCUUAGUUUUAUUACUUUUUUGCAAUUACUCAAUCAUGAACCAAAUUACAUUGUUCAAUGUAAAAUUAAACAUUCCAUUUUAUUUUUAUUUAAGAAACACAAACAUAUCUUUGAGAACAUUUUUAAUGACUUUACAAGGUUUUGUUAUAUUUAUUUUGUUAUUACCCUUAAAAGAAUUAAAAGUUUAUACUGAAUAAUUUUUAACUGGGAAUUAUAGACAAUGAAAAUAAAGAAAAAUAACUGAAUUUAUUUGAUAUUAUAGAUAAUUAAGUUUAUUAAAAAGCAUGUAAUAGCAAGAUGAAGAAUAUUAUAACCAUUAAGCAAGUUCAUAGAAUUUUGGCAUUGGUUUUUCCUAAUAAACAAAUAGGUUUUAGUCCAAGGUUACUUCAUAUCGAAAUUAAUACAUAUAAUGAUAUUGUAAACAAUAUAAUGAUCAUUGUACUUAUAGUAAAAGAAGUCUUUCAUGAUACAAAAGACGUUUGCUAUUGAAUCAUUUAUAUUUAAUUCAUUUUCAUUUUCUGCAUAAUUUAUAUAGAAAUCUAUUAUCAAUAGGUUAAUUAGUUAUGAUUAGUUACAAAUAUAUAUAUAGUUUAUU